Seminavis robusta is the source of this 960-nucleotide messenger RNA. The record is from the annotation of a GenBank genome assembly. NCBI's taxonomy places the organism in Eukaryota, Bacillariophyta, Bacillariophyceae, Naviculales, Naviculaceae.
UAAUGCUUGUACCAUACCAGAUGGACCUGAAUCUUCCCCCCUCACAUUAUUGACUUCAGCACGCCCACAAACAAACAAGUUUGCCAGCUGUGCUCUCACCAAACGCUUGUUUCAUGCACCCAAGCAUCUCCCUCCAUGCUCAGCCAUCGCUGAAGACAGCCUCCACCACAGUAUCCAUACCGACCGUACUGUAAUUCGUCUCCUUCCUCCUCUUCCGGAGCAAUCUUAAUUACUAGUAGAAUUGAAUCGAAUCAGAAUCAAGAUGACGCGCAUGACUUACUCCGGGCUGGUUUGUUGCCACACGGGCAUUGAUUUUGAAAACGUUGCCAUUUGUUGCUUUUCUCAGGGAGAUGUCCUUUGCUUGCGCAACUCUUGCUGUUGCACCACAGGAGUGGAAAGCCGUGGCUGUGGACUGACGACCAAACCGGAUCAUGGCGAACUCUGCAAGAUUGGAUGCAUGUGUUGCGACAUGGGACUCGUCAAGCCACAAGUACUCUGUGCCGAAUCCAGUCAAGUCUGCUGUGUCUACAACGUGCAGACGUUCCCUUUUAUCAAGGAACAUCAAUCUGAACCAGUACUAGCUUACGUCUGUCUACAGUGCAUGCCCACCGUAGGCUGUUGUGCCGACCCGGGAGAAUGCCGUGCUUUGGACCACGUUUUCAAAGAAAAAAACUUGGAAAUCUAUCCUGGAACCAUGCCAAACAAAGAAGCGCCCAUGGGAGCCGAUAUGGAUCGUGAGUAAACUUGGGGCGUGGAAUGGUAAGAUAUGGUGCAACUACUUGGUUAGUUAGUAGCUCGAGCAAGGAAUCGUGCAAGGCAGACUUGGAAAGUGCCAAGCACACAUCAAAAAGACGAAAUUUUUCCAACUCCAAGCAUGCAUUGGAUGAUUCGAUUCGAUUCGCUCGUCAUGUAUGAUUUAAAAUCAAUAAAAAAUGGAGAUACAGAAGACGCAUACAUGCA